CCGGUCAGAAUCGUUUCAACACUCGUCGGAGUAACACACGCCUAAAGACAAACGUGGAAAGUGGAACUUUGAAAAGCUAAGUUUCAGUUUCUGUCGGUUACGGGUUUUUGAAAAGUUCAAAGUGUCUUCUCUCUGUCUCGGUUCGAGUGACGGAUGCAAUGCGCGAAAUCCGUGCGUAACAUCAAUUGAUACCGAAGGAGAUUAAGCAGCAAGCCGCGUGUGGAACACAGCGGAUAAAAUCAACAGUUGUGAAACAGUGACAGAGUUGGAAGUGUGAGAAGAUCAUUCAGUGAUUACCAUACAAGGUAUGCUGAAAGUUGGGAAAAUCUUAUAAACAACAGCAGGAGUUAAGUGAAACUUGAAGAAAAAAAAAUCAAUCAAAGUGAACAUUGUGUGGGAAUUCAAAUUGUGAAUUGUUUGCAAAAAGAAAAAUCAAUCAAGUAACCCGCCUGAAAAAAAAGAAAGAGGUACAAGUGUGUGCCCGGAAAAGUUUGCAAUUGUGGAUACUCUAAAGAAUUAUUACAACAACUCGAGCAGAAUGGUGACCGGAAUUGGAACGGUAGCGGCGCAACAGGUUGCAGCUGCAGCAGCGAUGGUUGCUGGAACAUCGGCAUCGCAGCAUCAGCAACAACAGCCGAGCAAUGAGCAGCCGAUCGUUAAGAGACCCAGCGAUAAUCGAAGAAGUAACAAACCGAUCAUGGAGAAACGUCGCCGAGCCCGCAUCAACAACUGCCUGAACGAGCUCAAAACACUGAUUCUGGAUGCGAUGAAGAAAGACCCUGCCCGUCAUUCUAAGUUGGAGAAGGCAGACAUUCUUGAGAUGACCGUCAAACACUUGGAAAACCUCCAGCGUCAGCAGAACGUUAUGUCCCAGGCAACGGAUCCGAACGUGAUGAACAAGUUCAAGGCCGGCUUCAGUGAGUGCGUUCAGGAAGUGAGCAGGUUUCCGGAAAUUGAACCGAUGACUCGGCGCCGGCUUCUCGCUCACCUGAGCAACUGUAUCAACGGAGUCAAGACCGAGAUCCCGAAACCUCGCCAAUCGUCCGUGCAAGUGCACAUCCUUCCAUCGCCUCCAAGCUCCCCGGAACAGGAUCACCUCCCUCAGACACAUCCCGCCCAAAUUAAUGCCGUCCAAACUGGCAAUGGAGUCUUCUUCACCAACAACAUUGGAUCCAGCGUCCAGCUUAUCCCAACCAAACUCCCGAACGGCAGUCUAGCCUUCGUCCUGCCUCAAGCCAUCCCAGCAGCCACAGCUCCAGUUCCUAUGCUGGUGCCGAUCCCAAGUCGCACCGCCUCCACUGGAUCAGCAGCCUCAAGCCACUCGUCCUCGUCCUCGUACGAUCGAGUCCCUCGGGAACACGCCACCUCCCCAUUCCACGCACCUCCAAGUCCCGCCAACUCCAACUACGAACCCAUGGACUGCAAACCCUCUCUAUACCCCGAAUCAUCCCACCACCAACAACAGCAACAACAGUACCUCCAAUACCAGCAGCAGCAACAGCAAAUGCGAUCCUACAGCCCCGAUAGCCCCCUGUCGCUGGUCAUGAAGAAACCCUACCAAGAUCAGCAGGCUAUGCUGCAGGACGACGACAAACCGUGGCGACCAUGGUAAACCCUAGACCCCAAGGUCACCCAAAAGAAAACAAAAAAGCUUCAGUACCUCAGCAGUCAGGUCCCUGCAAGGCAGCCAGCCGGAAGUACAAAUCGCUUCGCGUGUGAUCAUUCCCCAGCCACAUUGCUCAUCAACGCCGACGACAAUGUAGCACAAAUCUAAGCACACGAGCGGUCGUAAAUCACGCCGCUCGGCUCGGCUCGUGUAAUAGUUUGCGCAGCAACGAGCCGUAGUUGCAAUGGGUCCCCGUCGUUGUUUAUUCUAUCGCGAUAGAAUUGUACACACAGUGUUGCUGAGCCGCGAAGAGACAAAACAAAGUGGGCAAACCGAGUUUGUUCGUUCCCAUAGUUUUUCGUUCGUCGGCUAACGACGACGAAAACCGAAGUGUGCCGAAGGGUGAUUCGAACCGCAGCCGAGCGAGGGGGUUGUACGACAACGACGACGAUGCGGACGCGAAGAGUGCACGAGCCAGCAACCAAACUGAAUGCGGUGACGUGAGCGAGGGCACUUGAUCGCCUCUGCCAGUUCCUGUACUGCAACAAAGUGUAUUUAUGAUUGAAGAGUGUGAUUCGGAUCGAAGCGCGGAAAAUCCAACCACUGCGAAGAAGCGCACCCUGGCACGAGGCGGAAUUUAUUUUUACUUGUAGAAAAAAGAAAAGAGUAAAGUGCCGGCCCUCCUGCCUUGUUGCUCCCGCACGGGUGUGUGUAAAUUAUCACCCGUGGCGUUGCACCGCGUCCCGGGGACACACGAGCAAACCGAAAGAGUGCGCGCGCGUGCAUGUGAUAAAAGAACGUUUUCCGCAAUUUCGUAACGCCGCCAUCGUCGUCAAACCUUGAAAAAAAAACCGGGUGAGAAAUCAAAGCAGGCGACCACUAGUCAUCCAAAAGAAAAAUAAAAAUCAAAAAUAAUUUUUGAUAGCAUGUGGCCUACUCGGACGGGCGAAACCAGAUAUAGAAAUACGUUGAAGACACGCACAUCUGAAAACAAAACAAACUAAUUAAUAGAAGCUCUAGGCCCCCCUUUAGAGAGAGCAGAGUGAAAUCCAAAGCUGUGAAUAAUUGUAAGGUCAGUUCGUGAUAGACACAAGUUGAAAAAAUGUGCUUCCAAAAAACACGUGAAUCAAGAAGCGAGACGUCUUCUACCUUUUUUAUCGAUCAACUUCUCAAAUUUUUUCCCAAGAAAAAAAAUCAAUCAUGUGAUUAGCUUUUAAAUGCUCGGUCAUUUAAAACAGCCUUAAUCCAUCGUUGCUUCAACCAACCUUUUGCUUUCGUUUGCUUUUCUCAAACUUUCGGCAAUCCUUUUCAUCUGAUUUUUUUCUUUUUUUUUUGUAAAUUUUGUUUCCCUUCGUUCUUGAUUCAUUUUAGUUUUAAUAAAUUAAAAAAAAAUCAACAAUUUGAGUUUGCGACAAAAAUCACAAAAGUCUUCCAACGAUCCCAACUGUUUUAAAGUCUUAGUCUUCCACUAAAUAAAAAUCUAAAACUUGGAAUCGUAUAAAAAAGUUGUUCUCAAACCUUGAUGGUCGCACCGUGUCAAGUGAAAUUUGAGUUGUUCUGAACAAACUUAAUUUUGAGUUUUAAAACCUUUACGUUUAGUAACAGAAACAAGAUAGAUCAUUGUAAAUAGUGAGAGAAUUUCGCUUCCUAAGAUAAGAGAAUAAUUUUAUCAAUUCCCUCCCCUCUUUUGACUAGGAUAGGAUAAGGGAUUCACAAAGUAGGCAUUAUUAUUUAUAAAGUGCGUGACGUCAAGGCGUCAGAAGCGCAGGCAAACACUGUUUAGUGAGAGUUUUGAGUGAGAGAAUAUAAACAAAGAUAGCAGCACCACAUGCUACAGAUUGUACAGAUUUAUUAUACCUUUAAGUAGAGUCUAGCGCAGAUAGAAAGAUAGAUAGAGGGAACUGUUUCCUCGAUUGAGAAAUACCUAUAUUGUAUGUAGAAUGGUUACAAAGAAACUAUUUUAUAGAGAAGAAAACUAAACUGGAGCUUGAGGCUCCAGCUAUGAUGAAAACAGAAAAUUGAAAAUAUAAAAUAUUUUUAAAAAUUA
Uranotaenia lowii is the source of this 3653-nucleotide messenger RNA. It is a transcript of the gene hry, whose product is annotated as protein hairy. The record is from RefSeq and is a predicted model, not a curated record. Gene Ontology annotation, cellular component: nucleus. Gene Ontology annotation, biological process: regulation of transcription by RNA polymerase II; regulation of neurogenesis; anterior/posterior pattern specification. Bases 539 to 1612 code for a protein of 357 amino acids. The transcript has 3 exons. Gene Ontology annotation, molecular function: DNA-binding transcription factor activity, RNA polymerase II-specific; RNA polymerase II cis-regulatory region sequence-specific DNA binding; protein dimerization activity. NCBI's taxonomy places the organism in Eukaryota, Metazoa, Arthropoda, Insecta, Diptera, Culicidae.